ACCAAAAAUGCAAAAUCUCAAUCAAUCAGUACUUGAAUAUAGGGAUUUUUUGGUAUCUACGCAACAAGUAGACAUGAAGCUCAUGAUACGAGAGCUCCCUGAAAAAGACUACUCUGCAGAUAAAAAGUUUGUGGAAUUAUUGACAUCACAACAAUUGGAAACUUUUCAAACUUUACAACCUGCUGAAUUGGACAAUUUAAAAUUCAUCCAGUCAUCGCAUUUAGCAAAAACAGCAAUAAAAAACUUCGCAAAAGCCCAACAGCAAAAUAAAGAAUUGGAAUACGAUUGCAGCAGAUUCCACGCGCGAAUGAGACAAUGUGAACUGGACAUCUUUAUGGAGGCCCAGAUAGCCGAAGAGCUUCAGAUUUGUUUAUUAGACAUUGGUUACAACUUGAAUAUUAUCAACACUAAAAUAGAUAAAAUAAAUAAAUAUUAA
Sabethes cyaneus is the source of this 436-nucleotide messenger RNA. RefSeq lists its product as uncharacterized. Lineage: Eukaryota; Metazoa; Arthropoda; Insecta; Diptera; Culicidae. The coding region runs from base 8 to 436 and encodes 142 amino acids. The transcript is spliced from 2 exons. The record is from RefSeq and is a predicted model, not a curated record.